Molecule: messenger RNA, 711 nt
Organism: Notothenia coriiceps (black rockcod)
Lineage: Eukaryota; Metazoa; Chordata; Actinopteri; Perciformes; Nototheniidae
Product: laminin subunit gamma-2-like
Exons: 3
Biological process (GO): tissue development; animal organ morphogenesis
Source: RefSeq, a predicted model, not a curated record
GGCGCGGCUACCUGAACAACGUGCGCCUGGUAUCAGCCCGUCGGGGUGCUGGUCCCCCUGCUGGCUGGGUCCAGACCUGCAGCUGCCCGACCGGGUACGACGGGGACUUCUGCGAUGGAUGCUCUGCGGGGUUCAGACGCAGCGCCCCCGCAGACGGAGCCUUCAGCCCCUGUGAGCCCUGCAGCUGCCGGGGGGGGAGCUGCGACCCACUCACCGGAGACUGCUACUCCGGGGACCAGUCGUCCGGAGACUGCUCCGCCGGGUCCUACCGAGACCCGUGGCCCCCGAGAGCCUGCGUGAAGUGCCCCUGUCCGGAGGGAAGGUCCUGCUCACUGGCUGCUGGGUCUCUGGAUCCCCGCUGUGACCGCUGCCCCGCAGGAACCACAGGUGAUGACUGUAACGUCUGUCAGGAGGGGUUUUAUGGCGGCGCUGCUCGGGGUGACAGCUUGUCGACGCAGACCUGCAGACCCUGCCAGUGUAACGGACACAUCGACGUCAGCGUAGCGGGGAGCUGCGAUCGAGGCAGCGGAGAGUGUCUGAAGUGUGUGAACAACACCAAGGGUCCGAGCUGCGAGUCCUGUCUGCGAGGGUUCUACCACAGCCGGGCCGCCGACGCCUGCAAGGCCUGUGACUGCAGUGUUAAAGUGUUCCUCUCUGGUUCUGUUCAGUGUGUGACUGCAGUGUUAAAGUGUUCCUCUCUGGUUCUGUUCA